This is a messenger RNA of Carlito syrichta (Philippine tarsier), 1851 nucleotides long. RefSeq names its product solute carrier family 46 member 3 (gene SLC46A3). The coding region runs from base 32 to 1417 and encodes 461 amino acids. The record is from RefSeq and is a predicted model, not a curated record. Gene Ontology annotation, biological process: vacuolar transmembrane transport. The transcript is spliced from 5 exons. Gene Ontology annotation, molecular function: transmembrane transporter activity. NCBI's taxonomy places the organism in Eukaryota, Metazoa, Chordata, Mammalia, Primates, Tarsiidae. Gene Ontology annotation, cellular component: lysosomal membrane.
CUUAACAGAAGUCAGUUGCCCACCCGGCAAGAUGAAGAUUGUAUUUGUAGAACCUGCCAUCUUCCUUAGUGCGUUUGCCAUGACCCUGACCACGCCACUGACAACACAGUACGUUUAUAGGAGAAUCUGGGAAGAAACCGGCAACUACAGUUUCUCAUCUGAUAGCAAUAUUUCUGAGUGUGAAAAAAACAAAAGCAGCCCAAUUUUUGCCUUCCAGGAGGAAGUUCAGAAAAAAGUGUCUCUCUUUGGUCUGCAGAUGGACAUCAGCGGGUUAAUUCCUGGUCUGGUGUCUACGUUCUUCCUUCUGUCUCACAGUGAUCACCACGGACGAAAACUCCCGAUGAUCUUCUCUUCUGCCGGCGCCCUGGCCACCAGCGUCUGGCUCUGUCUGCUUUGCUAUUUUGCCUUCCCAUUUCAGCUUUUGAUUGCAUCCACCUUCAUUGGUGCGUUCUGUGGCAAUUACACCAUGUUCUGGGGAGCCUGCUUUGCCUAUAUAGUUGACCAGUGCAGAGACCACAAACAGAAAACGAUUCGAAUCGCCAUCGUUGACUUUCUACUCGGACUUGUUACUGGGCUCACAGGACUGAUAUCUGGCUAUUUUAUCAGAGAACUAGGCUUUGUGUGGUCAUUUUUUAUCAUCGCCAUGGCUCUCACUGUUAAUUUGAUCUAUAUUUUAUUUUUUCUCGAAGAUCCCAUGAAAGAGUCUUCAUCUCAGAAUGUCACUGUGUCAUGCAGUGAAGCCUUUAAAAAUCUAUUUUACCAGACUUACAUGCUUUUUAAAAAUGCUUCUGGGAGACAGCGGUCUUUGCUCUGUCUACUACUUUUUACAAUGAUCACGUAUUUUUUCUUGGUAGUUGGGGUUGCCCCCAUUUUUAUCCUUUAUGAACUGGAUUCACCUCUCUGCUGGAGUGAAGUUUUUAUCGGCUAUGGAUCAGCCUUAGGGAGUGCCUCUUUUUUUACCAGUUUCCUGGGCAUAUGGCUUUUUUCUUAUUGUAUGGAAGAUAUUCACAUGGCCUUCAUUGGGAUUUUUACCACCAUGGUAGGAAUGGCUGUGAUUGCUUUUGCCAGGACAACACUGAUGAUGUUUUUAGCCAGGGUGCCGUUCCUGUUCACCAUCAUGCCACUGUCUGUUCUGCGGUCCAUGUUGUCAAAAGCGGUUCGUUCUACUGAGCAAGGUACUCUGUGCGCAUGCAUUGCUGUCCUAGAAACACUUGGGGGAGUCAUUGCAGUGUCUACUUUCAAUGGAAUCUACUCAGCCACUGUCGCCUGGUACCCUGGCUUCACCUUCCUGCUGUCUGCUGGUCUAUUACUAAUUCCAAUGAUCAGUCUGUGUGUUGUCAAGUGUACCAGCUGGAAUGAGGGCAGCUAUGGCCUUCUCAUCCAGGAAGAACCCGUUGAAGAGGCUUCAGACAGAUGAUUAAAGAACCCUAAAUGCGCACAGCACACUGUGAUCUCUGAAGACUGUAAAUCAGCCCCACCACCAGCACGUUAUUCAUAAUCAAUGUUACACACCCCAUCUUCCAAACUGAACAGUCAGAGACAAAACUCCUGGCUUCCGCCUCCAAAGGCACCAUGCACUUUGAGGACUGUGAAUAUCACGAGCUAUGUGUCCAGAACCAAUCUCAAUGCUUCUCACUUUUGGACUUAGGAAAAAAACUAAAACCGAGGAAUGUAAGGAGAGAUUAAGAAACUUGAUAAAGUCAAAAGAAAUCAUCUCUCUGAUAUGCUCCCAUUCCCUGCUGAGACCAAGGAGAACGCUUUACCUCAGUUCAUCUGCAAAAUGGGCUUCCGACCACUCUCAGGGACUUUUUUGAAGGCAUAAUAAAAAUAAAUCACUUGCUAAUUGGAAAA